UCAGUGGGAAGCCGUUCCCUUCCUCCAGCUCCUCCAUCCCUUGGAAGUAAGUUUCCCGAGAGUGCUCAAGGUUACUGUGUGCAACACAGAAAACAGCAGCUCACAGGAGGCUGGGGGCAUACGGGCCGUGACAAAGAACGCCUGCAUAAAGCCAACUUUUAUUUUUGCUACGCUACACCCAGCAACACGUCCCUCAGCAAACCCUCAGGCUCAGCUCCCUGAUGCGCUGAAACGAUGCCAGCCGGGGCUCGCAGACCCGACAGAUUCCUAAGCGUGGCUGCAGGGGGUUUAUUUUAAACAAACACAGAGGAGAGGAGGCGGCAGGUCAGGGCGAUGCCUGGGCCUGUCACAGGAAGCCCCAGCCGACGCCUCAGGCGCCUCAGGCGCCGCCAUCUUGGCGGGGGCGCUCCCGCCCCUGCGAGGCCACGCCCCCAGUGCCCAUGGCCACGCCCACACACAGGCCACGCCUCCUCCUGCCCGCCCUCCUGCCCAUGGCCCCUCCGAGCCGCUUCCCGUAGGAGGAGGAGCAGCAUGGACGUGCUGCGGCCCCCCUUGAUAAGGAUCGGGGGCCGAGUGUACCGGAAGAAUCUCAUCCAAGAGCAGCCCUGCCCGCAGGAGGAGGAGGAGGAGGACUUCUAUGCAGGCCCCGGUGACUGCGCGGACGAGCCCUGCGACGCCGUCGCGGUGGAGGAGACGGAGCGAGGCUUCCAGUGCCGGCUGCAGGUUCCCAGCGCCUUGUACAAGUACAUCAUUGGGAAGAAGGGGGAGACCAAGAAGAGGCUAGAGACAGAGACUCGAACCUCCAUCAGCAUUCCCAAGCCUGGAGUGGAAGGAGAAAUUGUGAUCACGGGACAGCAGCGCAGCGGGGUGGUCUCUGCCCGGACGCGGGUCGAAGUGCUCCUGGACAGCUUCCGCAAGAGACAGCCCUUCACACACUUCCUGUCCCUGCCUCUCAACCAGCCUGCCAUCCAGGAGAAGUUCCUGCAGUUCAAGGAGGAGGUGCUGCAGAAGUGCUCGCAGGAUCACGGGGUCAGCAGCAGCCUGUUCCAGAACCCUGCCAAGCUUCACCUGACUAUUGGGACACUGGUGCUCCUGAACGAACAAGAGAUCCAGAAAGCCUGUGACCUCCUGCAGCAGUGCAAAGAGGACUUCGUGGACCAAAUUACUGGAGGCCAGCCCCUGACGGUGGAGGUGGCAGGAGUGGAGUACAUGAACGAUGACCCUGCCAUGACAGAUGUCCUUUAUGCCAAAGUCCACAUGAAGGAUGGCUCAGACAGGUUGCAGGUGGUCGCUGAUCGGCUGGUGGAGCGCUUUGUGGCCUCUGGCCUGAUGCUUAAAGAAUGGGACAGGGUGAAGCUGCAUGCCACAGUCAUGAACACUCUCUUCAGGAAAGAUCCAACUGAAGAACGAAACAACACAAUGACUGGUAAAUCAUCUUUCAAGGAGCGGGAGUCAUUUAAUGGCCAAAAUAUCCUCAAGCUCUUUGAGAACUUCCACUUCGGGGAGGUGCAGCUGGAGUCGGUGCGUCUCUCCCAGAGGUUCUCCUCGGACGCCUCUGGCUACUACGCCACAUCUGGGCAGCUGUGCUUCUCUUGAGGCGGCCGUGGUGGGUCUGCUCUGUGCAUGAUCCCUCAGUGAAAGGUUUUAUAGGACGUGAAUCUUCAAUGGGAACCUGGGAACUCCAAGCUGGGAUGCCUCGUGACUCCUCCAAAGCAUGGGAACCAUGGCAUUUCCCUGCAGUUUUUCCCACUGCCGUCUACUUGGGAUCCCCUUCCUCCUCCUUUCCCUAAAACGUCACAAAGUUGCCUCUUUGAUGUCUGUGGAUUGCUGGUUUUCCAAGAAAACGACUAGAACUGGAGCUUUUGGGGCAUUGCUGGUGUUGAAACGUGGGUUUUUUUCAGAAGAGGGAAGUUUGUUCUUAAAAUAAGUGUUUAAAAUCCAGGAGAGCUUCGCCGGAGCACGAUUUAACGAUAUUGGGGUCAGGCAUUGCUUGGAUCUCCAGCAGCGUGCCUGUGUGAUGUAGAUCUCCAAAUAAAUUAAUUCCCUUCAAAA
This is a messenger RNA of Motacilla alba alba, 2052 nucleotides long. It is a transcript of the gene ASCC1, whose product is annotated as activating signal cointegrator 1 complex subunit 1. Gene Ontology annotation, cellular component: nucleus. Gene Ontology annotation, biological process: regulation of DNA-templated transcription; DNA alkylation repair. The transcript is spliced from 10 exons. Bases 334 to 1596 code for a protein of 420 amino acids. The record is from RefSeq and is a predicted model, not a curated record. NCBI's taxonomy places the organism in Eukaryota, Metazoa, Chordata, Aves, Passeriformes, Motacillidae. Gene Ontology annotation, molecular function: RNA binding.